Fusarium tjaetaba is the source of this 1296-nucleotide messenger RNA. RefSeq lists its product as uncharacterized. NCBI's taxonomy places the organism in Eukaryota, Fungi, Ascomycota, Sordariomycetes, Hypocreales, Nectriaceae. The record is from RefSeq and is a predicted model, not a curated record. The transcript has 4 exons. Bases 1 to 1296 code for a protein of 431 amino acids.
AUGGCACUGACGGAGUCCUUCAACACACUGCCCAGGCCAAGGCUAGAACGUUGGCCAACACCACAGAUUACCAUCACACCCGAAGCCACGACUAUCGAAGAAGGUUGCCAUAGAUUUUGGGUGGCUAUCGAACUCUCUGAGCGGCCAGAUCUGUUCACGGAUCUUGCUGGCUUCACGCAAUGUGACCAAGAGACUGGGGGUAUUGGCGAUGAUGGUGGUCUCAACGAUUUGGACGUCCAAAUUCUGCCAACGGAAGAAUCUUCGGUUGUCCGUAUUCUCCAGGAACAGCCCUUUCCCAUUCACCGCUUGGACCCCGGAUCUAGCAUCUUUCUUCUAGCUCAAGUGCAGGUCCGUGUCUCAAAGGGUAUGCGGCGAUGUAAACAGAAGUGUCCACGGUUAGAAUCGGACAACCUGAUAGAAGCGCUUAAGGAAGAGUUGGGUGAUUCUACCGUGAGCUACAUGACUGUCCGGCUGUCAUAUCGAAAUUCGGCGUUUCCCAUGUGUCAAGAUACGGGAUUUGCGGAGGACGACAUGUUCAGCAUGCACAGCAAGAUUGAGACGGUAGCCACAGCCUCCGUGAAACUCCACAAUGCCAGGUCGCUUUGGUCUCCUCCUCCGGUUUCAAGAUCCAACCCACUGUUGCCACUGGUAGAGAGACACUGGGGGACCAUGAGCGCCAGGAAGGUAAUGGCACAAAUUGCUGCAGCAAAAUACGACCCCAAGUAUUCAGAGCAAACAUACUGUUGGCAGCAGAAGCAUUCAGAAAAGACAGGCUAUAGAACACAUGGAAAGCCCACUUGGAAUCAUAGCCCUACGCCUCGGAUUCCUCCCAGAAAGGCAAGCCUUCAACGAGACUGCACUGAAGUCGAUCUCGAUGAUAGAGGAAAGCACUCUCAACCUCGUCAGAGAUUGAGACAAGGGUCAUCCAGAUGUGGCAGCUAUGCAUCAAGCUACUUGUCUAGGCAGAGUCGUGAAGGUCUGCCAGGGCCGGGAACCUUUAGGGGCGCGGGGGUGAGCAAUUCGGCCCAUACACGACCGAAAGAAGAGCACAGCCGAGAUGGAACUGAUACUCCUGCUACUCAAGGCCGAAGAGCCCUUUCUGGCAAAUCUGACAGCAGCACGUUGUGGAAGAGGGGGUCACUCGGCGCCGACACCCUCAGGGGCUUAUUACCUUUGAUGGCGGGUUUGUCAAUAACGACAAGGGAGCGGGAAGUGGAGGAGCCCCGAGGAGCAUCGCCAGCGCGCAGCAGAGGCAAAAAGGAUGCAAGCAAAUGGGGAUGGGCGUCCUGGUUUUAG